Messenger RNA from Truncatella angustata, 1521 nucleotides. RefSeq names its product major facilitator superfamily-domain-containing protein. Gene Ontology annotation, cellular component: membrane. Gene Ontology annotation, molecular function: transmembrane transporter activity. The transcript has 5 exons. Gene Ontology annotation, biological process: transmembrane transport. Lineage: Eukaryota; Fungi; Ascomycota; Sordariomycetes; Amphisphaeriales; Sporocadaceae. The coding region runs from base 1 to 1521 and encodes 506 amino acids. The record is from RefSeq and is a predicted model, not a curated record.
AUGACUUUAGAUGAAGUCCCAAACCAGUCAACGGAUCGCGCCUUUGACGCUGUACCAUCCAUGGCACAGAGUUCACGAGCCACGAUUACAUUGUUGAUCGUAUGCGCAAAUACUAUCCAGUUCAUUUCAAACUCCAUAACCUUUACGGGAGGUCUUUCAAUCACUCAAGAUCUCGGCGGAAAGGCUGGACCCGGCCAGGCGAACUGGAUGCCUGCAUCUUAUCCUCUCACUCAGAGUGCAUUCGUGCUCAUAACUGGACGACUCGGAGCGAUUUAUGGUCACAAACGUCUUACCAUCCUUGGUUGCUGCAUAUUUGGUGUCUUCUCCUUGGUGAAUGCUUUCUGCACCAAUUACGAAGCUUUCAUAGCGGCUCGAGCUCUCACUGGGGUGGGCGGCGGCAUCUUCAUGCCGAAUGCGGUGUCCAUGAUCACCGUUAUGAUCCCCCCAGGUCGAUCGCGCAACCUGUUCCUCGGUUUCUUUGCGGCGUCUCCUCCUCUUGGGGGCUCGCUUGGGGCCAUGCUCACUGGUGUAUUCAUCGACUCAGUUGGUUGGAAAUGGCUCUUUGUUCUGAUUGGAAUAUUGACAGCCAUAAUAACUGUAUGGCUUAUGCUCAUCACGCCUAAAGAGACUCCUAUCGAUGAGCAAGGCAGGAUCGACUACAUUGGCGCAUUUUCCGGACUGGGUAGCCUGUUGAUUUUUAAUAUUGUGUGCAAUCAAGCGCCAUCAGUCGGUUGGUCAGCACCAUCCGUGAUAGGCUGCCUCUCUGCGACGGCGGUCUUAUUUGGCGCGUUUCUCAUCUGGGAGAAGAAGUUUUUAAAGGAACCAAUUAUGCCUCUUAGCAUAUUUAAAGCCCCAUCUUUCUCGGCACUGCUAUGCGUUGUCUUGCUUAGCUACAUGGGUUUUGGCAUAGCAAUCUGGUACUCGAUAUCCUGGAUGCAGGUUUUCAGAAACACGUCCGUUCUUCAGACGGGGAUCAACUUCAUCCCCUUUGGAAUUGCUUCACUCAUAGCCGUGUUCCUCACGGCCUGGCUUGUAUCCCGAGUAUCUGCUCAAUGGAUCAUGGCCGUUGGUGUGGGUGUGAUUCUCGUGGCCAGCAUCCUUCUUGCGACAAUGCCAGAACAACAAACAUAUUGGGCGCAAGUCUUCCCAGCCAUGGUGCUAACGGGGUUUUGUCCUGAUCUAGUCUUCGUAGCAGCGCAGGUUAUCGCCAGCAAUAGCGUGAACCGUCGCCAGCAAGGUGUGGCCAGUAGUUUGGUGGGCACCUUGAAUCUGUACGGCAAUAGUCUAGGGCUUGGGAUUGCUGCCAUUAUCGAGACGGAGGUUGAUAAAAAAGGCGCAGAAGCAACCAGCGGCUACAGAGCUGCCUUAUAUUUCUCCGCAGGAAUUGCACUCGUCGGCUUGUGUUUAGAUAUUUGCUUUGUGAGGGUGCCAAAAAUUGAUCACAAUGGCUGGGACGAUGAUGGAGUUGCAGAAACCGAAGGAAAUAGGUUAGAGGCGACCUCUACGGCUCUUUCGCUGUAG